AUGGCCGACUCAGUAAUAGCUUCAGCCGUCGUGCUGCCCGACGCGACUCCAUCUUCACCAAAUCGCCGCUCGCCUGCCUCGUCACAAACUCCUCCAGAAACACGCACUGGAACGAAACGUCGCCAAUCCUCUGCCUCACAUGACUCUCCCAAACGACAACGGCUAUCGCCUUCACCAGACAGAUCCAGAAGGGAGGAACAUGCUGCACCCGCCCGCGAAAGACGCCCUGUGAAACCGAUCGAUGAGAAGAAGCGCACACAAAGGUUGUUUGGAGGUCUACUAGGUGGGUUGGGCCAGACCAGGCCGGUCAACUCGCAAGCAGCGAAACGACGAGCUGAGCAGGAGGAACGUCGCCGCCAGAAAGAGCAGGAACUCAGCGAUCGACAGACAGAGCGACUCGAGAUUUUGAACGUCGCGCGCACCAAGGAACAACGGACGGUUGACGAGGCCAACAUGCGCAUCAAGCACGAGAACAUGAAGGCCAUGUCGAGUUUCCUGACUACUGCCGCCGAACCAAAGCUAUACUUCAAGCCAUGGGAACUGCUUCCAGAACAGGAGGACCUGAUCAAUCGUCAACGCGAGGACGUUGACGUUCAGAUAGACCAGGAGCUUGACGACUUUGAUCAAGUUCGCCAAAGCUGGCAGAACCGAGACUCGAACGGACACCCUCAUCACCAAGACACCACAUCCACCCACGUCCAGGAUGCGCCAAAUGGCACUAUUCAUACUGCUGAGUCAGCCACCGAAACAGCGCUUCUACAAGAUCGAGAUCAAGAUCACGUCGGAGCUGCAGAUCCGGAGAUUGAGCCGAACCUAUUGAGCGUAACCGCAACUGAGACAGCUGAAGAGAGGGAAGCUCGAGAGCAGGCAGCAGAGGAUGAUGACCGGCAAAGGAAAGAAAGCAUAGAUGACACGGGCGAUAUCGUAGUUGAGGCAGAUGAGGAUACGGUCAUUUACUAA
This is a messenger RNA of Aureobasidium namibiae CBS 147.97, 960 nucleotides long. RefSeq lists its product as uncharacterized. The transcript is spliced from 2 exons. Lineage: Eukaryota; Fungi; Ascomycota; Dothideomycetes; Dothideales; Saccotheciaceae. Gene Ontology annotation, cellular component: catalytic step 2 spliceosome. The coding region runs from base 1 to 960 and encodes 319 amino acids. The record is from RefSeq and is a predicted model, not a curated record.